AUGAAAGAGUUUCAGCGUGCGAUGAAUGUAAACCUAAAAGGAGUAAUGCACGGAAUUAAGCAUGCAGGCCGGGUUAUGAUCCCAAACCAAAAGGGCUGCAUAAUUUCUACAUCGAGCAUUGCAGGGAUAUUUGGUGGAACGGCUUCAUAUUCAUACACAGCUUCUAAGCAUGCAGUCAUAGGCCUUACCAAACAAGGUGCGGCCGAGAUGGGAAAGUAUGGUAUCAGAGUGAAUUGUGUUUCUCCAUCUGGUUUAGCCACUGUUCUUGCAUUCCAAUACUUUGGAAUGAAUACCACCAAUGUAGAAGAGAAGAAGGUCGAGUGUGAGGAAUUUUGUAACAAGAUAUCCAAAUUGAAGAAUCAUACUCUCAAAGCACAUGAUAUUGCAGAGGCUGCUUUGUAUUUGGCCAGCGAGGAAGCUAAGUUUGUAAGUGGCCAUAAUCUUGUGGUAGAUGGAGGGUUCACAGUUGUAAACCAUGACCGGGGUCUCUACUAA
Cryptomeria japonica (Japanese cedar) is the source of this 495-nucleotide messenger RNA. Its product is annotated as short-chain dehydrogenase reductase 2a-like. The transcript has a single exon. Gene Ontology annotation, molecular function: oxidoreductase activity. Bases 1 to 495 code for a protein of 164 amino acids. The record is from RefSeq and is a predicted model, not a curated record. Lineage: Eukaryota; Viridiplantae; Streptophyta; Pinopsida; Cupressales; Cupressaceae.